Molecule: messenger RNA, 6686 nt
Organism: Panthera uncia (snow leopard)
Lineage: Eukaryota; Metazoa; Chordata; Mammalia; Carnivora; Felidae
Gene: NCALD
Product: neurocalcin delta
Exons: 4
Coding region: 3375-3956 (193 amino acids)
Biological process (GO): calcium-mediated signaling
Cellular component (GO): cytosol
Molecular function (GO): tubulin binding; calcium ion binding; actin binding
Source: RefSeq, a predicted model, not a curated record
CCAACAUCAACAGCAAUAGCCAUAAAGUACAUCGGCAUAUAACUUAUUUCAUGAUUUAGUAGAGAUAAGUUUGAUUUACUUGGUAAAUUUAUUUGAACCCUUUCUUUGUUAGAAAAUUUUGUGAUAAGUCUACAUUUUAAUAUUUAUUUUUCCUUCCGUUGCCUUUUUUGGGGUUGAGGGGUUAUUCUCUUCUCUGUUAGUGAGAAUAAAAAGGAGCCAUUUUUUUUUUCUAUUGCUCAGCAGUAAUUUCCCAAUAGGAGAGUCACUCAACAUUUUUUGAGCUCUCAUCAUGUUCUGUGCCCUGUGCUAAACACGGAGUUGAGGAGAUGAAUACGAGUCUCCUUUCCCCAAAAGUCUUUGUAGACUUACUAGAGUCAGAAAGAUAAACCAGAAGUGACAUACACAUUAAGCCAUCUACCCUAUGGCUGGGAGUCAGACUUUUAGAAAACAUUAACUUUAUAACCUUCACAACAACCUUAGGAUGUAGGCACUGAGGAUCGGAGGACUUAAAUAACUUGCCCAGAUGAGAUUUGAACCCAGUGUCUCCAAAAAUACGUCCAUGGCCUUCCCACUAAUGUUAAGAUGGGGAGAUAGGAACAUUUUUACCUAGAAAGGCUGAUUCUAGUUGUCUGUUCAUGACCCAAAGGACCUGUUAGUUCAGGUGUGUGAACCCAAGUCAGACUCCCUGUUGGGUAUUUAUCAGUUAUUUCUGGCAAAGUGGUCAGACUAAUAAUAGACAGCCUUGGCAUUCAUACAGCAAGUGAAAACUGUGGUGCAGAACUGUUUUUGAGUGGAUAUUUUUAAAUUCAGUGAAUCAUGUUCACCUUAAAAAAAUGUGUUGUCAUUUAAAAACUAAACGACAUACUCUCUCAGUGUGAUGGGCUGUGAUUGGAAAAACCCACAUCUGUAUGUCCCAUGAUAUUUUCAACUACAUUUGGAUUAAUUAGCCAAAUUGGUAGAAACCUGAGCACCAGUGAGAUCAGUCACCAUGAUUCCAACCCUGCAGGUGACUGGAAGCUUCUUCAGCUGUAAGAAGAAUCUCUUAAUCCUAGGUAGUUUGCGAAGGGAAAAUGAGUGAUAGCAUUUUGAAAGUACGCAAGAGAAAGCAUGCAUCCACUUUUCUUUUUGAAGGUCAGUCCACUGAUUAUUUUGACUUAUAAUGAGUUUAAGCCCAAGUCAGUAUAAAGUGUCCUUAGUCUAAAAAAUGAUGGAAAAUUCAAAAUGAAAAGAUGUCCGUGUUUGCUGAAUUUCAGGUUAAAGCCCUGGGUUUUAGGAAUUUUCAUUACCAAGAACUUCUUGUUUCAGAGGACAUCACCUAUUGGCAGAGCUUGGUACUGCAGUUUUACUCAGAUGCUGAAGCUACAGAAAGAGCUGAUCGAUAAGUCAGCCAUGGAUCCAGAGUCAGGGAGAUGUUACGGCAGGCAGCUCAGAGGACAUGUGAAGUCUACAAAGACAUACUUUCUCUCCUCUCUUCCCAUUCUGCUCAUUACUAGGAUGUGCAUUUCUGAACAGAAACCCAGAACCAUAACUGUAACAAACUGCAAAAUUGUGAAUUGUGGCUGAAAUCUGCCCCUGCUGAGACAUCUCGACCUAUUUCAGAUGGACAUUGGGCUCAAAAAGCUCAUUGUUCUUGUGCAAACAGGUAAAUUCUCAUCUGUCAUAACUCUGAAAUCGUAGCACUGCAGCUUGAUUUUACUUUUGCGUUGCUAUAGCUAAUAGCAUCAGGAAAAUAACUUUUCAAAUACAAAUAUGUCUUUUCUCCCAGCUGGGGCUGGGACAGAAGUAAAAGAAGAAGAAGAAGGAAUAGAAGGAUUUUACAGCCACAGUUUGGACAUUAGUCUUAUUGUUCAACAAGAAGCAAUUUCUGACUCUGAAGAAAUUUCAUUCUUUUAGAGUGACACAAAUGUAAUCUGCUCAGCUGGUUUAGCUUCCGUUUAUAUUUUGUAGCACCUCAGAGCUAUACCCCCACUCCCAUCCUGGCCUUUUUUUUUUUUUUAAGAACCAGAGUAGAAAUCCUGAUAACACUAGCAUGGAAAGGUCCUUCGGGUUUUGCAAGCAAUCUCUUUUCCCCUACCUUUUAACUCUUUUCCCUUUGAAUGAGUAUACAUUUUCUGCGUGUAUUUUUCAGGGUCCUUCCUGUGGGCCUCAUUCCAUUUUGUUUAAUUGGUUUCCUGUUAAUUGAGAAGGAGAAUGAACUAGGAAAUAAGCACGUGUGCUGAAUUAGAAGUACGCGGGGUUGUCCUAAAGGAAAUAAAGCUGAAGUUAGAAAACGUGCAGGACUGUUCUUUAUUCUGCGACUGUAGGCUUUCACUGCACUUGGCGUUCAUGGGGCAUUCACUCAUUUACUCCACACUGAGUCCCAGAGGGGCUCAGAUGAUAGCCUUUAGGAGGAAAGCACUUAGGAGGAGAGGAUUUGGCACCUGUAUGGUGGCCUCAAAGCAAAGGUCUAAAAGUGUUUUCGAUGUACUCACAAGGCCGUUUUAAAGUGGUGCUGUUUUGAAACUUUGGUCAUCAUUGUUGCAUAGACAUUUUACAUUGCCGGACUUUGGAAUUCAUCAGCCGUUUUCCCCCAUGCCACUUGCUGUCGGGGUCCUUGGAUUCUCUCAUCUGACUCUGGGCCGCUACCCCAUGUUUCUUGUUCUUCUUUCCAUCACUAACAUGGUCUCAGUACAUCGACGUGGAUUCUUAGGGAGUUUUUAAGAUCUGUUUUCUUCCAAUUCCCCUUGAGUUUCUGUUUGUAUCCGUUUGCUUACAAAUAGAUUUAAUUAGCUCAGAAAACUAACCGCCCCCCUCCAGAAUUUUUCAGUUUCUUUCCUUCUGUUCUAUAAAGAGAGAUGCACGCUUUGUGCUGGUGAUAACGAGACCAGUGGGAACUUCGGAGUGGCAUGCAUUUUCCUGCGAGGAAGUGUCAGAAAACAGACAUAAAAGUCUUAAAGAGGAAAGUUGUAGGCAAGCUUGAGUCACAACUUCAGGGGCCGAGGUUGUCCGGGAGCUGUCCGUGAUGACUGUGGUGUGCGUGAGUAUGUGUGUGUGUGUGUGUGUGUGUGUGUGUGUACACACGUUGUACACACACACAUGCACCCCACAGUGACAGAUGACCUAUUGAAAUAAUUUCAGAGCUGUUCUGUGGUUGCUACGACAACCAAUGCUCUCUUGGCUUUCAUCUGGCCAUGUGACAGGGACUUUGACGUCAGCUGGAGGCAGAGUCUGUGGCUGAGUCCACACAGUCAAAGGCCUGUGAGAAUCUGGUGGAUGCUGGCUGCUGCUGCCACCGCUGCUGCUCUCCACGCCGCACCGCUGCUUUCCAGGGGCUGCAGAGCAUGGACUGUUAAAUCUUGCACUUCUUUUGUGUGAGCUGAAUUCUCGCUGCCAGGAUGGGGAAACAGAACAGCAAGCUUCGCCCAGAGGUCAUGCAGGAUUUGCUGGAAAGCACAGACUUUACAGAGCACGAGAUCCAGGAAUGGUAUAAAGGCUUCUUGAGAGACUGCCCCAGUGGACACUUGUCAAUGGAAGAGUUUAAGAAAAUUUACGGGAACUUUUUCCCUUAUGGGGAUGCUUCCAAAUUUGCAGAGCAUGUCUUCCGCACCUUUGAUGCCAAUGGAGAUGGGACGAUAGACUUUAGAGAAUUCAUCAUAGCCCUGAGUGUGACCUCGAGGGGGAAGCUGGAACAGAAGCUGAAAUGGGCCUUCAGCAUGUAUGACCUGGACGGAAAUGGCUACAUCAGCAAGGCAGAAAUGCUAGAGAUUGUGCAGGCGAUCUAUAAGAUGGUUUCCUCCGUAAUGAAAAUGCCUGAAGACGAGUCAACCCCAGAGAAAAGGACAGAAAAGAUCUUCCGCCAGAUGGACACCAACAGAGAUGGAAAACUGUCGCUGGAGGAAUUCAUCCGAGGGGCCAAGAGCGACCCGUCCAUAGUGCGCCUCCUGCAGUGUGACCCCAGCAGUGCCGGCCAGUUCUGAGCCCCACGCCCUACGGAUCGUAGAGCUGCUUGUGUUCCCUUUCGAUCUUCCUUUUUAACAAGUUUGUCUUUUUUUUUUUUUUUUUUUUUGCCAAACAAUAUUGAUGGUGAUGCUGCCCCCCGUGAGGUCAGAUGCACCUUCCUCCGUGACGCCUUCAGCUUCCUUUGUUGUGGGAAUGCCCGGAGCCCCAACCGCUUGUGGCCGAGCAUGGACAGUGCUGUCUUGCACAGACCUUGUGGUGUUCGUUGUUCUAUGAUUUCUCCAUCGCUGUUAUUAUUGUCAUUUUUCUUCCGAUUCCAAUGUCUGUUCUGAAACCGAAGACUCGGGGAGGCAAGAGAAGGGAAAACAAUUCGGUCCAGUGAUUCAAUCGCAAGCUUCCAGGGGCUUGUUGGAAAAACAAAACUCCCCACCCGGGUCUGGAGUCGCCCGUGCCCUCGGGGUGAUGGUGCCAUGUGCUGGGUUCCGCAAGGACAAGGAACCCUCUGGGGCCAGGCUAUAGAAGGGACGUGGAGGCGUCCACUCCACCCUCUUCCCCAGCAGGCUGUUGUAGUGUCUAAGCUGUGAACGUGUCAAGGUAAAUUCGUAGAGAAGAGGAAAAUGAUGGCUCAGCUGUUUUCUCACGGCGUUUACACUAGCUGAGCUAAGAUGAGUUUCUUUGGAAAUUAAACACAAAUGGUAACUUAUAUAACAAAACCAGACCCAUCUUGUUGCCUAUUGUGAUUAAGACAAAAGACUGCUGUACAUAAACUAUUGGGUAUUGCAGACCAAAUUAAGUGUUUUGCCUUGUUUAAAUGAAAUGCAUGUUUAGUGAGCACUAAUACAAUCUUAUUACAGAAGACUGUUUUUAGUAGCUUAAUGUGAAGUAAGCCAACUAUAAUGAAUGUCUAUGUCUUGUUUUAAAGUCAUAUCUGUCUUUGCACAAAUGCACCAAUCAACAGGUAUAUUUUAUAUAUUCCAGAGAAGUACAAAGUCACCAUGACUAGGGCCCAACCUUAAUUUCGAAUGCAUUUCCAGAGUGGUUGUGCCUGGAGAAUAGACUAGGGCAGGUUUAAGUGGGACACGUCCUUGGGAGCCACCAGAAGGUUAAUAUUUGUGAGAGAUGUGAGGUGAUGGUUAGCUCACUCAGCCCAGCAGCUCAGUGGUAUUAGAUUGGAAGUGUGGUGCUCUUCUGAAUAGAUCAAUAUUCCUUAGACCUGAAAAAAAUAUAUAUACCAUAAAUUCUUGGGACUUCCCAGUGGUUUAAGCCACAUGUAUGAUUAGGGAGCUGUAUCUGGAAUACUGACCUUUUCAUGCCCCCAGUGGCCCUUCAAACAAUCAGAGGUCGGGCAGCCGGCUGACUCAUCAUGAAGAAGGCACGGGCCAGUGCGUCUGUGAUUUCCAGGGCCUGCUGUGGGGAAUCCCAAAGUAUUUUCCAUCACCAUGUUCUUUGAAUGCAGAUUUCUAUUUUGAGAGGUGACAGUGCAAAUUUGCGUCGCUGUUUGGUCUGGCGAUCUCACGCACACUAAUUGGAAUUGAAAGUUAAGAGUAAAAAUUGCUGAUCACAGGUAAGUCCGUCACAUUUUCCCAAGCAGUAGGCAUGGGGAAGUCCAAACCCUCAAGGAUGUACAUGGUAGACCCUGCCCCAGGAGGAGGCCGAGAGGUCCUUAGUGGGUCUGUCUGCACUGAAGCUACUUCCUGAAGAUCAUGACCCACAGAAAGACAGAAAUAACCAUGAGGGAGAUGAUGUUGAGUCCAUUCUAACUCUAGAUUCCUCUGUGUUACUUGAGUCCAUUUUACCUGGUAGCAAAAAUCUGAAUUUGUAUGGUUGGCCAAAAUGAACCAACUUUGCAGAAUGAAAUUUGGAGGCCUAGACUUGGUAAAAUAAUCUUUAUCUUCCUCUAAGUGUCAGCUCCUCCCAGUCGGUCAGCCCUGAGACUUGCCAAAUUCCUCCUUGGGCCGAGUGGUAAGAUCUGGGUCUGAAAGCCAGGGGAUUACCCUAAGAGGCAGAGGGCAGAGGGGGUGAGGGACCUAGCACCUCUGCUGGUCGUGUUCAGGAGGUGCAUCCUUCCCCCACGCAGGGGUUGGGGGGGAAAGCCCUUCCUGCUCUGGACUGAAGACCAAAUUCUUCCCUUUCAGUUCUUCAAAGAGGGUGGGGAGUCAGUUAAUAAUUGGGCAAGUCCGCCUGGGCUCUGCCUUCGGUCAGGACAUCUUGUUGAGCCAGACUCAUCCAGUUCCCUAGAACUGAGAGCUGUAGUGAGGAGGAGGGGAGAGGGGCUCCAGCUGCUUAGGAGAGAAAACAGAGCCAGAUGCAUGGCUGACGAACACCGACAUGCCUGAGAUACACAGAAAUAGUCUUCGUCCUGGCCUGCCAUUGACCCUGUCUGUAUUUUCUCGAUGGUUGUUUUUCUCUUCUAUUUCUUCCCAGGAAGGGCUUUGUAUGUCCAAUGCAAUGCACUUAAAUUUGGCCAAGGGACUCUGCAGCACCCGGAAGGUUGAAUGCCUAAAAGUUUAUGUCACUUCUUUGCUGGGCUGUUUAUUGUCAUUACUGUGUUGAGGGACCUCUGGAAAUGGUCUGUUCUGUCUAAAAUCAAGGCAGUCUGUGAUUUCAAGGGACUGGAAUAAAGUGGCUUAUGACUUGAAGGAUGAUACAGAGUGGCUGACUAUCCGUUCAUACCCUUGUUGAGGGUGGGGAAGGGAUGUGGAGGGUGCUGUCCCAUCCCAUCUCUAUGUCCCAGGGGGAACUUUCCACAA